CCCCUCCUUCUCGCCUGCCCGCCCCCGCAUCGACCACAUCUAGAUCAACAAACAUGGCUGACGCCUAUCUCUGGGAGGCUCUCCUCACCCAUCUCGCCCCGGGGGCAGCGGCGGUGGUUUGACCCCCUGCGCGGGCGCCGGACAUGGACAGCAGCGGCGGCGACAACAGCCCGUCCCUGAGCGAAAGCGCGGGCUCCAGCUCCUGGAGGAAGUCCUGGGACGACAGCAGCACCCAGUCCGCGCUCAAUAUCGGGAGCGGUUCAGAAAUAGAUGGUGGUGAUGAAGAUAAGGAAAUUGCAUCGAAAGCAGUGGCAUUCGUGAUCAGAAGUUCUCGGAAGGGCGUGGUCACACUUUGUGCUGACGUUGCCAAUCUCCUGAAGAUCAAAUGGAGGUUAGAACGAACCAUCAAGGCUCAGCAGCUGGAGAUCCAUCGCUUGCUCAGCUCCUCACGGGCACAUUGCAGCCUCACCACAGCCAGCACUCAAACGGACUUCACUGGCCCUGGCUGCUCGGACCUCUCCUCAGAUGACCAGCCUGGCACGCAGGCAAUAGAAGCCGUGUCGUACAAGGAGGAACAGCAGUUUGUGUUCCGGGAAUCUCCCAGUGUGCUUCACCAGCCGGGUCAGGAAACAUUGACCGCACCACGGAAUGCCGAGUUGCCGCGGGAACUGAUUCAGAGCCACAAGUCUACGGUGUCUCGAGAGGUCCAAGUGGAGUGCCCGAAGGUCCUCAUGCAGAAGAGGUGUGAGGAGCAGCUAAUGGAAACACUGCUGCUAAAUUCCCGUCUGACAGAAGAUUUGGGAAAUGCAUGGCGACAGAUUGAACUUCUGCGUGAUCGUCUGAGGCAGAAUGAGAAACAGCCGGAGGAGACUCUGUUGGUGGAACACACACCCCACGAAAGGGGCACCGUCCAGAGGCAGGAAUCGAUGUGGUGUGACGCGGAACCAUUCCCCACUGUCUGUCACUGUCAGGCCCCAUGUCAGGGUACAGGCCAAGAGAGCUACAGGGAAAGCCAGUGCUCCAGACAGAAGCCAAGUGAAACAGAACCGGGCAGGGGGAAGAAACCCUCAAUGAAUUGCACAGUUCCAGCUACUGAAAGCCGGCUACAGCCGAGUGCCCGCCAUGAGUCACCAAGGACCAGGAGUCCUGACUAUCUGGUCGAUGCCACUUUAAGUUCCUCUGUCUUCCCUUUCCCCAUGGUCGGCUGCCAGUGCUCGAGCUGCGUCUCCUUCUUCACCAACUACAAGCUGACCAGCCGUCGGAACGGCCAGGACAAGGAGAUCAAGCCGCUGCUGCACUUCCAGAGACAGAAACUUCCUAUCAACGUUAAUGACUAUGUCAUUGUAAACGGUAACAAGUCAGGCACAGCUCGCUACGUUGGCCAUUUAGACAGUUCGGGAAUGGCCAAUGCGGUCUUCGUUGGCGUUGAGCUGGAUGAACCUAGUGGGAAACACGACGGCGUAUUUGAAGGAAAGAGAUACUUUCAGUGUUACGAGAACUUUGCCAUAUUUGUCCCCGUGCAUGAGAUAUUUUACGUUAUAAAUAGAAAGCCAAAGAAAUCCAUUUCACCUCCAGCCUCGAGGUCAGUGCAACAUCGGUGUUCCCUUGGCUCUCUUACCUCUCUGACCAGCAACGCCGGGAGUCGCGGUGAGCAUAGCCAUCCAGCCAGGAAGAAAAAGCAGCACUCGCCCAAGGACCUUAACCCAACCAGGAGAAUGCUGAGGAGAUCUGCUGCCUCGACCUCCUCCAGGGCAUCGGACGCAGCUGCAAGCCCCUCUCAGAAAGAGUGGAAUGAUGGUGAUGAGAGGACAGAGAAGGCACUGGUCCCACCCUUGCAGCCCAAAACCAACAGCCGGGGCCUCACCAUCACCGCAAGUCUACCUCCCGACUUUAGUCACUACAGACCAGUCCACGCGCCAAACAGGACCGGCCCCAGGAAGGUUGUCAGGCGAUAGUGACGGAGAAACAGCACCAGGGGAGAGUGGUCAGACUGAAAGAAGAAUCCCAGAGGCGUACCGACCGAUCGCCUCGUUUGUGAACAACACUGAAACACACUUGUAUCAUGUAGACCUUGGGCUUGUGACUGGGGCCCAGCAAGUAGCAUUAGUGAACCCACACUGACAAUACCAAGACUGAUUGAAUCCAGGACUGGGUAGCACUGAGAGCCACAGUGUCACUGUUUACUGUAGCAUUUAAUACUGCUGGUACACAACUGUAUCGAAUAAAACCUGCACUGAAAUCGGACUCAGCUGCUGUGCACUUGACAUUGGUGAUGCACUGACUCACGGCUUAUGUUGCAGUAUCCUUUCUCAUUGGGUAUAAAGUGGUGCCUCACUGCACAAGUCGCUGUUGAAACCACUGGACCUGUUGGUUUACAGUGAAAUUACAUCAGUGAUGUUAUAUUCUCUAGCUUUUGAGACAGUGGCUGGACAUCUAAAUGUUGCCAAGUGAGGACAUUUAGAGUUACGGUACGAAACCGUCCCAGCUGGCCCAUGCCAUCCAAUUACACCCAUGGGACCAGUAAUCCUACGAACCCAUUCAUCUUUUGGAACUGGAGCACCUAGAGGAAACCCACCAGGUCAUAUGGGGAAUGUUUUUGCAGAGUACGGUGGUAUUGGACGCCGUUUCCUGGCACUCUGAUAGUGUUACGCUAACUUCUGUGCUACCGUACCACCCCCAACCUGAUACUGAGAAUCCAAUCUCUCGUUUCUUCCACAGUAAUUUCCUCCUUUCGUUCUAGUUGAGAACUGAGUGCUGAGCUGGGAGAGGACCUUCACUUAGGGGUGUGAAGCUUGAAUUUAACCUCAAGGUCUAUGUAAAUGUCCCAGUGCCGUGCAAAAUGUCCGGGGCACACAUACUGUAUAUAGCUAGGGUGCCUAAGAGUUUUGCACAGUACUGUAUUUGUCAAUGUGGGGUGGAGAGGGUUUGUAAAUCUAGUGGGAGCAAACGAAUUUGGGAAAGGCAGAGAAGGAAUGGCGUGGGCAGGAGUUUUGGCAUGGGUGCAGAUACACCCAACCCUGAGACACCAGCCAAGGUCAUUUCAUUCCAAACAAAUGGUUUAUUGAUCAUGACGGAAUGCUUCUCUGGUGUUUCCGGCUCCCUUCCCUCUCCCUUCCCCUUUUCCCAAUCGUGAUUCCCCUUUCCCUGCCUCCUUUCCACUCUCAUGUCCGCAACAGAGAUGAGGAGGAAUUUCUUUAGCCAGGGGGUGGUGAUUCUGUGGAAUUCAUUGCACCAGAUGGCUGUGGAUGCCAAGUCGCUGGGUGUUAAGGGUGUCAAAGGUUAUGGGAUGAAGGCAGGAGAAUGGGAUUGAGGGGGAUGAAGGAAUGGGGAAGCAGACUUGAAAUGCUGAAAAGCCAAAUUCUGCUCCUAUGUCUUGUGGGCUUGAGUUUACUUGCCAAUGCUUACUGGAUGGAGACCAGAUGAAAACGAGCUCCGUCACUGCUUUUCAGGAUGAGUCAAUCUCUGUAAUUGGGUUUCACUUCCAAGAAUAAUCCUCCUUGGCAAACCACUGGAUGGUGAGUCAGAGAUGAAUUUAACUGACACAACCAAAAGUUUUUCUUAAAGAGUAUCACAUGCACAAAAUGUUGGAAAAACUCAGCAGGUCGGGCAGCAUCUAUGGAGGGAAUAAACAGUCGAUGUGAGAUGAGAAAGUCUGUAGAUGCUGGAAAUCCAAGCAACACACACACCAAGUGCUGGAGGAACUCAGCAGGCCUGGCAGUCAACCUUUCAGACUGAGACCUGAUGAAGGAUCUCGGCUCAAAACAUUGAGUGUUUAUUCUUUUCCUUUGCUGCUGCCUGACCUGCUGAGUUCCUCCUGCUGUUGGUGUGUGAAGCAGUCAAUGUUAUGGUUCAAAACCCUCCUCUGCUUGAAACUGUUCCUUUGCAUAGAUGCUGCCUGACCUACUGAGUUCUUCCACCAUUUUGUGUAUGUUACUCUUGAUUUCCAGCAUCUGCAGAAUCUCUUGUGUUUGUUUUUCUUACAACCUACAUAGCAUCUAAUUCUCCAAUUACUGUUCAAUCAUUAAACAGGCAGUGUUCUUCAUUUUUGAACCAAUCUCUAACUGCAGUGGCUGAUUAAACCAGGCAUAUCGCAAGCCCAAACAUGCUGGCACGAAGAAAAAUCAGAAUUCAGACCUCACCAAUAUUCAUAACAAGGACCAGAGGUGAUCACCUGCCCAAAAGCAAAUGAUUUGGGCCUGAGAGUCAGGUGGGAAAACUGUGGAGGUACUCAUAAAGCACUUAUUUCUCCCCUAUUGGCUAUUUCUGUACCUCGCCCAGGAGAUUAUGUGACUUGCCCUUAAGGCACGUCUGCUGGUGAAAAAUUAGUAAUUCUGUGCUCCGUGAGGCAGCUUUGAUUAAAUGGCUUUUUAAAAACCCUCCUUCAUUUGAAUCUGCCCAUCCUUUCUGUCUACCUAUCAUCUGCUGCCAAUAAUAGGCAUGCAAGGAUAUAUUUUUAAACCUACUUCAGUGGUCACGGCCUGAUGUGCUGUCCACUAUGCUUCUGUGAUAUUUCCCUUGAACUUCAGGGAUGGUUAGGUAUAGAACAUCAGCCAACCGUGCUAGGAGACUGAGACAAAUCCUUGUUUUAAUGGUCGCAGAAGUAAUGACGUCCUAGUUGAACGUCUCUUUAAAAACCCUUGAUAAUGCAGCUUGGGUGGAGGGCCCCCAGAACACACAUUCUUGACCAGAACAGGCAUGGGUUCUCAUGCUUAACUGUUACUGUACAGAUACUGUGUCUCCUAGGCAAGUCCAGCACUUCUCAGCUCUCACCGCCCACCCUCCAGGAAGGCUAUGUCCUGAGGAGGUGUGGUCGAAACUGCAGCGGUCUGUGGUUUUGCUGCAUGGUCUGCUGAAAAUUGAAAUGUUUAGGGGGAACCUGAGGGUAUCUCCUCACUCAGAGGGUGGUGUGACUGCGGAACGAGCUGCCAGUGGGUUUGGUUGCAACAUUCAAGAGAUCUUUGGAUGAUGAGAUGGGAGGAUUAUGGAGGAAGAUUCUUCAGGUCCAGGUCAAUGGAACUAAGCAGAAUAAGUUUGGUGCAGACUAGAUGGGCUGAAGGGCUGUAGCAUUCUAUGUGAGAGAUACGUUGGCUGUUUCUGCAGUGUGUUACAACUUGAUAUAAUCUCUUUAUAUAAGGCUUUUGUAUUCACACUGUAGAUGAAAAUGUUAAGAAAUAUCCAUUUUCAGAAUUAUAUUGGGCUUAAAGUGAAUAUAACUUAGCUAACAAUUGUUUAGACCAGGGGUUCCCAACCUUGCUUAAUGGUAUUGGUCCAUGGCAUAAAAAAGGUUGGGAACCCCUGGGUUAGACUGAAUUAGUGUUUUUUUUCUGUCUCGAGAUGUUUUAUCACGUUGCCUGAAAGGGAGGAUGUUAAUAGACUUCGACUUGUUGGGCUGAAGGGUUCGUUUCUGUCCUUGUCUCUCAGUGCUUCCAUGACAAGUUGCAUUAAUUGAUAUUGAUAGUAAGUAACACAUCAUUUGUACAAGUCUCAGUCAAUGGAGAUAGAUUAUUUGCAUCCUACAAUAGAUGGUAAACAAACGUCACUUGGAGCUUGAAGGGAGCUCACAACUUCCAUGGUUUGCAUUUAGACACUUCACCCCAUCCAUAAUGAAUUAGCAAGUGUGUAUGUCUCGGGUGUGUGAGAGUGACAGGCUAUGAGGACUUUGUUAUCCUUUAAGAGCCCGGGUCUGCGUUCAGGGGAGGACCCAGUGCUUGGACAAUCAAAACAGCAGGCCAGAUAGACUGAAAAGGCAGGGUGUCAGGACCGGAGGCGAGGGUUGAGCUGACUCUGCUCAGCAAUGUUUUACUCUGCCCUCAGCGCUGAGGCCGAGGCUGUGCCGUGCUCUGGCCGUUCCGGGCUUAGUGUCUGCGAGCUUCGGGGCAGUUUGUCUCCGUGUGAUGGACUUGGGCUGAGACUGUGGGCCACUCCAGCUGCUCCCGACUUCGGGUUUAUGGACUCAAUUGCACUCCGAAUGUUGAUGCUUGCUUUACUGUUUGCAAGAUUUGAUUUGUUCUUUCCUGUCUGCUCAUUGGCUGUUGGUCUUUUAUUUAAUUGGGGUUAUUUGAGUUUUCUUGAGGCUGUCUAUAAGCAGAUAUGUUGAUUAAUUCCUACAUACUUUGAUAGUAAAAUGUAUUUUGAACUUCGAGACAGAGAAAUGCAAAGCUUAGGCUUAUCUUGAGAAGAUCUCUAACUAUUUUCUUGAUCUGCUACUCAAUGACUGUGUGUAUGUCUGGAUUUGGGCAAAGACAAAUCGACUUUUACUUCUGUAACCAUAUUUGGUGCUGGUUUUGAACUGUUUAAGCCAUCCUACUAAUAUACAAAGUGAUGAAUUAGGCAAUUUGAAAAUAUACAACCCCCUUGAUGUGGUUCUGGUUCUUUAAAUAAUCCAAAAAUGUAGCUAGACAGGUCAGGCUGCUCUUGUGAACCUAUCUGGCCACACCUAAAGGAAACCAGAUCCUUGAUUUUUAUUGCUUUUCUUCCUGUAAUCUAAUAAUUUCCUUUGCAAAUUUACAUUAUUUGCAAAGAGAGCAUCUUUCAAUUACACCUUACCUUCUGUGCGACUUCCCAAAAAAGGUUUUUCAAAGGAUCGUAAAUUUCUUAUAUUGCUGAGGCUAAAACGUUAACAUACAUAUUGUUUUCACAUCUCUCUCUCCUUUUGUGAUGUCUCAUUUUCCUAAAUUUUCAAUUAAAUGUGCUUUGUAUCAGUUUGCUUUGACAAGGACAGUUACUUGGCAGUAAUACAGUGCAAGGCUGCCAGGAAGGCGAGGGCGCCUCAUGUAGAAGAACACAGUAGCAAGCUGAACAGUGCACGUCGCACACAAUAUAACUCAGCCAUACAGAUUAAAUAAAGGGGCAGUAGAAAAUGGAUUUGAUUUUCCCUGAACCUAUUUAUACCAGAACGGAUGUGCAAAAACCAGAUUAGACAAGAGUUUUACUGAUUACAGUUCAUCAUUGUGUUACUCAGUGGGUAGAACUGCUGCCUCCUCGGUGCAGUGGCCUAGGUUCAACCCUGACCAUCACUACAGAGAGAAGGCAGGAGAAUGGGGUUGAGAGGGAUCAUAAAUCGGCCAUGAUGGAAUGGCGGAGCAGACCCGAUGGGCCAUCUGGCCCACUUCCGCUCCUAUCUCCUGUGCUGUCUGGAGUUUUCACGUUCUGCUUGUGACUGUGUGAGAACCCCUGGGUGCUCUGGUUUCAGACGUGCGGAACGGUCCCCAAUAAACUGUCCCUAAUGCAAGUGAGUUGAAAGGUCUGGAUGGGAAUGUUGGGAGAACAAACAAUGCCAGCAACCCAGGUUUAAUUCCUGCUGCUGUCUGUAAGGAAAUUGUACAUUCUCCCUAUGACUGUGUGGGUUUCCUCCCACGUUCCAAAGAUGUACGGGUUAGUAGGUUAAUUGGUCAAAUGGGUUAACUGGGUGGUGUGGUUCAUUAGGGGAAGGGCCUGUUACCUGCUACAUGUUUAAAUAUAUACGCCUGCGUGUUCUUUUAGAAUAGAAGGCAAGGCUAAAAGGAACCUUGGUUUUUGAACCUUGGGGAACCUUGGUUUUUGAAGGAUACUGGGGCUCUGGUUAAAAAAGAGGUAAAGGCAAUUAGGAUUAAAUCAGCACUUAAUGAGUAUAAGAAAUGCAAGAGAACACAGAAAGCAGGAGGGCUAAAAGAGGACCUGAGUUUGCUCUGGCAGACAAGGUGAAAAAGAAACCCAAGGACAGCUGUAGAUAUGUGGUGCAAAAGGAUAUCAAGUGAUUAACAACGGUCCAUGUGAAGAUCAGUGUGGUCUUCUGUGAAUGGAGCCAGAAGAGAUGGGGCAGAUCUUUUGCAUCUGUAUUUACUCAGACAAUGGGCACAGGCUCUAUAGAACUAAAGGCGAAGGUGUAGUGAGGUCAUGGAUCAUGUAAUGGUUACCGAAUAGGGAGUGCUUGCUGUCUUGAAGCCGAUUAGGGUGGCUAAGCGCCCAGAGCCUGACCCCUCAGACCUUGUGGGAGCCUAGUCAAGAAAUUGCAGGGGCCCUAGGAGAGAGUCUCAAAACUUCCUUAGCCACAGUGAGGUGCAAGAGGACUGGAGGAUAGAUAGUGUUGUUCAAGAAAUGUUCCAAUAAUAAGCCGGGGAGUUGCGAGCUGGUGAGCCUGAUGUCAUUCGUGGGCAAAUUACAAAGGACAAGAUGUAGAAGUAUAUGGACACACAGAACUUGAUCAGGGGUCGUCAACAAGACUUGGUGUGUUUUAGGCCAAGUCCGGCCAAACUUGGAUUGCCAACCCUUUUAACACCAUAGACCAAUACCAUUAAGAAAGCGGUUCAUGGACCUUGAGGAAGAAGUGCUAGGCAAACUCAAAGGUAAGCCAGAUGGACAACAUCCCGGAGUCCUGAGAGAAAGGUUACUGAAGAUGCAUUGUUCAUGAUCUUUCAAGAAUCAUUUGAUAUAUAUAUAAUCAUAUCAUGGUCCUGGAGGACUGAAAGAUUGCAAAUGUCACUCCACUCUUUAAGAAGGAAGGAAGGCAGAAGAAAGGAAAUUGUAGGGCAGAAAGCGUAAUCUCAGUGGUUGGGAGAGUGUUGGAGUCUAUUAUGAAGGGUUUUGGGGUACUUGGAGACUAAUAAGUCAAAGUCAACAUGGUUUUUGUAAAGGAAGAUCUUGUCAGGCAAAUCUGUUAGAGUCCUUUGAGGAAGUAACAAGCAGGGUGGGCAAAGGAGAGGCAGUGGUGUUACUUACUUGGAUUUUCAAAAGGCAUUUGAUAAGGUGCCAGACAUGAGGCUGCUUAACAAGAUAAAAUCCCAUGACAUUACAGGAAAGAUGCUGGCAUGGACAGGAAUGGCUAACAGGCAGGAGGCAGUGAGUGGGACACUAGAGGGCACAGCUUCAGAAUUGAGGGACAACCUUUUAGAAGAGGUAAGGAGGAAUUUUUUUUUAAGCCAGUGAGUAGUGAAUCUGUGGAAUGCUCUGCCACAGACUGCAGUAGAAGUCAAGACCGUGGAUAUAUUUAAGGCGGAAGUUUAUAGUUUUUCUAUCAGUCAAGGAUUCUAAGGAUAUGGCAAGAGGGCAGGUGUAUGGGGUGGAGUGGAAUCCAGGAUCAGCCAAGAUGGAAUAGCAGAAGAAAUUCAGUGGGCUGAAUGGUCUAAUUCUGCUCCUAUGUCUUAUGAACCCCAGGUUGGGAAGGCCUGUUACAGAAGUUUGAGACUGUGAGAAGGUGGUGGAAAUUGUCUACAUGGACUUCAGCAAGUCCCUUGACAAGAGAGGCUGGUGCAGAGGUUAAGUCACUUGGCAUUCAGGCUAAAGUAGUAAACAAGAUUCAGAAUUGGCUUAAUGAGAGAAGACAGAGUGACAGAAUCAGAGUCAGGUUUAAUAUCAUCGGCAAAUGUAAUGAAAUUUGUUGUUUUGUGGCCCCCUGGUAGCAGCAGAGACACCGAGGAGCAGAUUGGGAGGCAGAUUUUGGAAAGGUGCAAAAAUAAGAGAUGUUAUCAUGUUAUCCUUAAUAUUGAUUGGCAUCUGAUUAGUUCCAAGGGUUUAGAUGGGGCAGAGUUUGUUAAGUGUGUCCAGGACGGAUUCCUGUCACAGUACGUUGACAGGCUGACUAGGGGGAAUGCCAUACCAGAUCUAGGAUUAGGUAACGAACGGGGUCAGGUCACAGAUCUCUCAGUGGGUGAGCAUCUGGGAAACAGGGACCACCACACCCUGGCCUUUAGCAUUAUUGUGGAAAAGGACAGAAUCAGAGAACAGGAAAAUUUUUAAUUGGGGAAGGGCAAAUUAUGAGGCUAUAAGGCUAGAACUUGCAGGUGUGAAUUGGGAUGAUGUUUUCACAGGGAAAUGUACUAUGGACAUGUGGUCAAUGUUUAAGGAUCUUUUGCAGGAUGUUAGGGAUAAAUUUGUCCCAAUGAGGAAGAUAAAGAAUGGUAGGGUAAAGGAACGAACCAUGAGUGAAAAGUGAGGUGGAAAAUCAAGUCAGGUGGAAGAAGGCAGCAUACAUGAGGUUUAGGAAGCAAGGAUCAGAUGGGUCUACUGAGGAAUAUAGGGUAGCAAGAAAGGAGCUUAAGAAGGGGCUGAGAAAAGCAAGAAGGGGGCAUGAGAAGGCCUUGGCGAGUAGGGUAAAGGAAAACCCCAAGGCAUUCUUUAAUUAUGUGAAGAACAAAAGGAUGACAGGAGUGAAGGUAGGACCGAUUAAAGAUAAAAGUGGGAAGAUGUGCCUGGAGGCUGUGGAAGUGAGCGAGGUCCUCAAUGAGUACUGCUCUUCGGUAUUCACCAAUGAGAGGGAACUUGAUGACAGUGAAGACGAUAUGAGUGAGGUUGAUGUUCUGGAGCAUGUUGAUAUUAAGGGAGAGGAGGUGUUGGAGUUGUUAAAAUACAUUAAGACCAAUAAGUCCCAGGGGCCUGAAGGAAUAUUCUCCAGGCUGCUCCAUGAGGCAAGGGAAGAGAUUGCUGAGCCUCUGGCUAGGAUCUUUAUGUCCUCGUUGUCCACGGGAAUGGUACCGGAGGACUGGAGGGAGGCGAAUGUUGUCCCCUUGUUCAAAAAAGGUAGUAGGGAUAGUCUGGGUAAUUGUAGACCAGUGAGCCUUAUGCCUGUGGUGGGAAAGCUGUUGGAAAAGAUUCUUAGAGAUAGGAUCUGUGGGCAUUUAGAGAAUCAUGGUCUGAUCAGAGACAGUCAGCAUGGCUUUGUGAAGGGCAGAUCGUGUCUAACAAGCCUGAUAGAGUUCUUUGAGGAGGUGACCAGGCAUAAAGAUAAGGGUAGUGCAGUGAAUGUGAUCUACAUGGAUUUUAGUAAGGCAUUUGAUAAGGUUCCACAUGGUAGGCUUAUUCAGAAAGUCAGAAGGCAUGGGAUCCAGGGAAGUUUGGCCAGGUGGAUUCAGAAUUGGCUUGCCUGCAGAAGGCAGAGGGUUGUGGUGGAGGGAGUACAUUCAGAUUGGAGGAUUGUGACUAGUGGUAUCCCACAAGGAUCUGUUCUGGGACCUCUACUUUUCGUGAUUUUUAUUAACAACCUGGAUGUGGGAUUAGAAGGAUGGGUUGGCAAGUUUGCAGAUGACACAAAGGUUGGUGGCGUUGUAGAUAGUGUAGAGGAUUGUGGAAGAUUGCAGGGAGACAUCGAUAGGAUGCAGAAGUGGGCUGAGAAGUAGCAGAUGGAGUUCAACGCGGAGAAGUGUGAGGUGGGACACUUUGGAAGGACAAACUCCAAGGCAGAGUACAAAGUAAAUGGCAGGAUACUUGGUAGUGUGGAGGAGCAGAGGGAUCUGGGGGUACAUGUCUACAGAUCCCUGAAAGUUGCCUCACAGGUAGAUAGGGUAAUUAAGAAAGCUUAUGGGGUGUUAGCUUUCAUAAAUCGAGGGAUAGAGUUUAAGAGUCAUGAUGUAAUGAUGCAGCUCUAUAAAACUCUGGUUAGGUCCCUUCAUGUUGUGAAACAACCUGAUGAUACUGAGUAGAAUAAGGGGCAGCUAAUCUUGGCAAGGAUCUCAAAGAGGCCCCUUCUGCUCACAAGGUUGAAAACCUUAGUAAGAUCGUUGAAGGCGAUGUAGAGUGGUUUCUGCUGUUCUCUGCACUUUUCUUGCAGUUGCCUGAGGGAGAAGAUGAUGUUGAUGGUGGACCGCUCAGCUCUGACCCCACACUGAGACUCAGUAUAGAGCCUUUCUGUGAACAGCUGGAGCCUUUUCAGGAAAAAAAACUUACCCACAACGCUGAGAAGAGAGAUGCUGCAUUAGUUGUUACAGUCGCUCCUAUCCCACUACCUAUAAAGUGCUUCAAAUGGCAUGCAUCUCUAACAGCCUCUGACAACCAAGUCCAAAUUUUGGCCUUCAUGUAUGCUUUGGCUAUUAGGCCUGGCAGAUCUGUUUCUAUGGACACGAGAAGGGGCUAAGGCGGGCCACCGAUGCCUCGAAACCAGUUGCUUCGGGCAAGUGGGGCUCGUCAGCCUUGGAAAGCAACCCGCCUAGGAGAAGGAAAACCCUGAAUUUAAACCUCCACUGCCUUGCGGCCAAACCCACCCAUAACGUGAAGUAAAGGGAAUUACAGAGGCAUGAGACAGAAGCUGGCCAGACUUGAUUGGAAAGGAACACUGACAGGAAUGACAGCAGAGCAGCAACGGCUGGAAGUUCUCAUAGCAAUUCAGAAGGCACAUCCUUAAGAGGAAGAAGUAUUCUAAAGGAAAGGUGACGCAACUGUGGCUAACAAGGAUCGCAAGACACUGCUGGUUACCAAGAACAUCGAGUACUGCAAGCAGAUCUACCUCACUAGCAAGUUGCAGGAUAGCGGUGCGCACCGCGUUACAGUUUGCUUCAGCCAGGAACUUGAUGCGUGAUCCAACAGAUGGUGCAGCUGAUUGCCUCGGACAUUUUGUUGGGAUUGCCAGACCUUUUUAGACACUGAUAAUGUACAAUACUGAGAGUCUGAUUCACUGGUUCAUUGGCGAGACAAACAGCAGGGGAGCUGCGUGGCUACCUGUUGCAGCCACCAAGGAAGGAGAUGCUGGGUCUGGCUGUGCGCUGCUCAGUUCAGUGCUGGGUUGGGGGCUGAAUCCUCAUGCCAGUGCUGCCCUCCAGUGAAAGCCAAAUUGGAUUGAGUUCAUCCGCAGCUGCACUGCACUAUAUGAGGAACUGCUGUGGGCUGGUCUUGCAGAAACUUGGCUCCAGGACAACAUCUAUGCACCAUUAAUCAACAGGCCAUGACACUCAGGGCUAUUUUAUUAUAUUAUUAAUAUCAUCUUUUAUAACUGUGUGCUUUUCUUUUAUCAUAGUCAUAUGUGCUUUGUGUUGUGUGUGACUGUUGGCCCUGUGUUUUCACCUGUCCCCAGAGGAUCACUUUAGUUUGGCCAUAUUCAUGUGUGUGGUUGAAUUAAACCUGAACUUGUUAAAGGCUAGGCACAGCAUCGUGCGUCAAAGGGCCUGUACUAUGCUGUAACGUCCUAGAUUCUAUAUUAUAAAUAUCUGCAAUACAUCUUUCACCAAUGAUCUGCAGGAGCCCAUGAACUCAACAAGCAAUGAACCAUGGUCAACAGCUGACACUAGGC
Molecule: messenger RNA, 12973 nt
Organism: Hypanus sabinus (Atlantic stingray)
Lineage: Eukaryota; Metazoa; Chordata; Chondrichthyes; Myliobatiformes; Dasyatidae
Exons: 12
Coding region: 144-1955 (603 amino acids)
Biological process (GO): cytoplasmic microtubule organization
Cellular component (GO): nucleus; cytoplasm; microtubule plus-end
Molecular function (GO): microtubule plus-end binding
Source: RefSeq, a predicted model, not a curated record